Messenger RNA from Penicillium alfredii, 1584 nucleotides. Its product is annotated as putative amidase. The record is from RefSeq and is a predicted model, not a curated record. Bases 1 to 1584 code for a protein of 527 amino acids. Gene Ontology annotation, molecular function: catalytic activity. NCBI's taxonomy places the organism in Eukaryota, Fungi, Ascomycota, Eurotiomycetes, Eurotiales, Aspergillaceae. The transcript is spliced from 3 exons.
AUGUCGGUCCUCUUCACGAGCAUUUCGGAUGACAAUCCUGUCAAGCUGGAUGAUGCCCAGUCACUGCUGAAGCCGCUCGGCCUCACGAUUGACCCGGCCGAAACCGAGGAUUUUCACACUCUUCUAGCAGCCGUACAUGACUGUGCAGAGACCGUGUCUGCGCUCCCAGACUAUCAGCCUAAGUCUGAUCAUAUCCGAUAUCCGCGUGAGAAUGUGCGACGACCAGGCGCAGAUGAACAGGUGCUUGGACAAGCCUGGGCUCAUCGGUUUCUGGUUCGCGGGAACCCUAAUGGAGGGCCGCUGGCUGGCAAGUCGGUUAGCCUCAAAGACGUGAUUGCGGUCGCAGGCGUGCCACAGCUACAGGGGAGCGAUAUCAUCCCAUCAUGGACUCCUACUGCCGACGCUACGGUGGUGACUCGGCUGUUGGAAGCCGGGGCGAAUAUUGAGGGCACGUCGACGUGUGAGAAUCUCUGUCAUUCCACUUCAUCAUACACCAGUGCCCAGGGGACAAUAGAGAAUCCGCAUGCUCCCGGAUAUUCUGCUGGUGGAAGUACAUCGGGAGGUGCUGCCUUGGUGGCAGCGGGAAUGGUGGAUAUCACGAUUGGUGGUGAUCAAGGGGGUAGCAUCCGAGUGCCGGCUGCCCUGUGUGGAUGUGUUGGACUCAAGCCUACAUAUGGACGAGUUCCAUUCACAGGUAUCUCUAGCGGAGAUGCCAUCAAUGAUCACACCGGUCCGCUGACCAGAACAACACUGGAUGCUGCAACAUGUCUGGAUGUUGUUAGUGGCUACGACGGGAUCGAUGACCGGUCUGUGGGCAGCCCGAAGCCUGGAUCAACGAGCUUUGCAGCCACGCUGAAGCAAAGUCCAGAAAGACUCGAUGGGGUAAAGAUUGGGAUCCUAACUGAGGGGUUUGAACACAACGCAGUGGAUGAAGCUGUGAAACAAGUGGUUCUGACCGCCGUGAAGAAAUUUAAAGACCUCGGCGCCACCAUCGAAGAAGUAUCUCUUCCAGAUCACUUGCAUGGACCUGCCAUUUGGACCAUCCAGCAGCGAAUCGCGGGUGCACAGACUCUGCUGGGUCAGAACACCGGGAGGAGAGGACUUUACAUGACUGAGAUGGAGCAUGCACGCCUCCCCUGGACGGACGCGGGCUUCCAGCAAGCCUUCCCAUCGACGAAGAACGUCAUUAUCAAUGGGUUGUACUUGGCAUCACGCUUCCCAGGCCUUUAUGGCAAGACUGCGAAUAUUGGGCGCCAAUUGAGCGACAAGUAUGAGAUUCUUUUUGAAAAAUACGACGUGCUGGUUAUGCCGACCACUCCAGUCGUUGCCCCGAAACAUGGCCAACGAGGCCUUCCCUUGGAGUCGCUCAGGCCCAGUAUGGGCCUUACGAUCAACACUGCUAUCUUCAAUGUGACCGGCCAUCCGGCCAUAUCGAUUCCGGUGGGGUUUGCUCCGGCCAAGGAAGAUGGUCAGGUGGAACUCCCUGUGGGUAUGCAGAUCGUUGGAGGAUUGUGGCAGGAGGCAAAGAUAUUACGUGCUAGUCAUGCGUGGGAAACACAUGUUGACUGGAGGAAGUUGCAUUAA